AUGAAUGAUCAUUAAUCUUACAUUUAUCUUAAUGGAAAUAGAUAGGUCAAUUGGGUAGGUUUCAGAUAAAAAUCUCAAUUCAGAUUUGAGGAUACUGAUACAUUUUGCGUUAUGUAUAAUAAUACUUAUGAAAAGCAAUAUAUCUUUGAUUAAGCUACAAGGAGUAAAAUAGUAUAUUUUGAUAAAUUAAACUAAAAAUUUGAAUCAAUUGAUUUGAUUGAAGAGGUUGACUUUAAUCAUUACCAACUUGAAUUCGCAAUUCUAGAUGAUAUUAACGGCAUUUUAAUGGCAAAAUAUUACAAUGAAGGUAGAGACGAUGAAUUUCAUACUAUGACAUUUAAUUCAUUCGAGGAUAUGUUUAAUGAGGAACUAUUGAAUUAAACCGUUUUCCCAGCUUUCCACUUUGAGAUUGCAGACAAAAUAAUCAUAGACUCAAGUUAAGUUCAAUUAUUUAUAAAGGGUGAGGAACAAAUGGUUGGGCAUUUCUUAACAGAAAUUACUGAUAAAUUGAUAAAUGAAUAUAGAGCAAUUUCUCUCUUGUCCAAUGAAUUAUUAAUUAAAGAGCUAUCACUAAAUGUCGAUAAAUACUUUAAGUUUGUUGCUGGAUUUGGAACAGUAUUUGGAAUUUUUCAGAAUAAUUUAAUUGCUCUUGAAACGAUUGUUAAAUAGCUAUCAUUGAAAGAAAAACAAACCUUACCUAUUCUCAUUUGCUAAAAUCGUAUUGUUGGAGAAUCUCCUCUAGAUUUCUCAAUCAAUAAUCGUCAGUAAAAGAUAAUUAAUCUCAUUCUUUCAAUGAUUAUAAAAUACUAAGAUCAUAUCAUGUUUAACUAGCUAAUCGAUAAAAAUUUAUGCGAGCUAAUCAAACAAUAGAUUGACUUGUAAGAAUACUUUGAAAGCCAUCUCCCUAAUUAUGAGAUUAUUGACCAAUCGUAUCCAAGUCAACAUCAAGAUAAUAAAGAGCUUAUAGAAGGAAUAACAUUGGAAAAUCCUAAAGAUGUCCAUUAAAAAUAUGAUGAAUUAUUUGCAUAUGCAACACAAAAUAAUAAAGAUGAAUCAGAAUAAAGCUCAAUUGAUCCAGAUAUUGUUCUUAUCUACUUCUUGAUUUAUGAGAUUAAACAAAUCAAGGUUUAGAAAAGAGAAUACUUUUAUGAUGGAUGGAAUUACUUUGACUUUUCUCACAUUCUAGCGUUUGCUUCUUUUUUUAUUAUGGAUCUAAUUUGUGAGAACCAGGAUAACCUAAUCUUAAUUAAAAUUCUGGUUAUCAUAUUAUCUUUCAUGAAACUGUUUUUCUUUUUGAGAAUAUACGAUGGCUUCAGUUUCUUAGUUUAAAUGAUGGCUGGUGUUUUCAAGGACCUGAAGUACUUUCUAAUCUUUUUCUUAAUUUUUAUACUUCAGUUUGGAAUGAUUUUCUUAGUCCUUUUCAAGGCUUAGUAAAUUGACGAAUACAAUGGCGUUAAUAAAUUGGCAUAUUUUUUGAUGGCCUUCAGAAUAUCUUCUGGUGACUUCUAACUUGAUGAUUACCACAGCCAAAAUGAUGGAUUAGUUAUCUUCACUUGGAUGAUCUGGUUAGUUGCAGUCAUGACAUUGAAUAUCGUGUUUAUGAACUUUAUUAUCGCUGUAAUAUCAGAAUCAUAUGAAAGAGUCAUGCAGAAACUAGUUGCAGAAUCAUAUAGAGUAAAGGCUAACAUGAUUGUAGAAAGAGAAUAGCUAUUCAAUAGUAAUGAUUUAACUAACAAAUAAUAUUUCCCAAAUUAUAUCGUGGUCAGAAGACCAUUAAAUACAGAGGAUAAUGAAACUGGGGAAUGGCAAGGAUUUAUUAAAGAUCUUAAGUACACAAUUAGGACUACUGCUGCUAAAUCUAAAGGAGAAAUCAUUCAGAGCCUUAAUUCUAUUCAAAAUCAGAAUUUAAAAAAUGAUAAGAAAAAUGAGGGUCUAGAUGAGAAAAUUACAAAUUUAAAAUUAUAACUUGAUCAAAAUUCAGAGAAUAGCAAUAAUGAUUUAAAACUAAUAAAAUCGGAUGUAAAUGGACUAGAUACCAAGGUGAAUGGAUUAGAUGGACAAACUAAAGAAAUUGAUGUAUAAGUUAAAAGACUUGAUAAUAAAGUUGACGGGCUUGAUAGUAAAGUUCUAAAAAUCUAAGAUGAUAUGGAAUUCAUUAAGAGCUCCUUGACUUAACUACUUUAAAAAUAUAAUUAGUGA
Stylonychia lemnae is the source of this 2199-nucleotide messenger RNA. NCBI's taxonomy places the organism in Eukaryota, Ciliophora, Spirotrichea, Sporadotrichida, Oxytrichidae. The record is from the annotation of a GenBank genome assembly.